GAAGGGUCUGCAGGAACAGAAACAUCUUCAAACGCGAGAGACAGCACACGGGUCCUCUGAGGGAGUCUGCGUCCUGAAACACAUUAGAUUUUGGUUCCAGUUCUCCGCCUGAAUCCCCCCCCCCCCACCACCAUCCGCAGAGAGGAUGAAGUUCGUGCUGGUUCUGGUGGGCGCGGGUUCCCUGGCCUUCCUCGGCGCGGUGAUUUGCAUCAUCGCCAGUGUUUACCCCCGGAAACACGCCUCUCUCGCCGGGGACAACAGCACGCUGGGCCCGGAGGCGCUGCUGGAUCCUCUGGAGCCCCUGGAGCCUUUGGAGCUGCACGGAUCGGACGCCUACCAUGGGGAGAACGGGCUCGGAGGCCUGGAGGUUCCCAGUCUGAACCAGCUCCACCUCGGGGAGGACACCGGAGGAGGAUCCGCCAAACAGUUCAGCUUCAGCCGGCUGAUCUGCACCCCGGUGCCGGUGGGGGAGUGCGGGGGAAACAAGGAGCUGAAGCGGCAGCAGCAGGCGGACCAGCCCGAGGAGGACUGGAGCUUCCUGCGCACCACGGCGGAGGAACUCCGGCAGAUGGUGCUGCAGCAGAACGACCAGAUCCUCAUGGACCAGAGGACGAUCCGGGAGCUGACCGGGAAGCUGAGCGAGUGUGAGAGCGGCCUGGAGGAUGAAAGGAACGUUCCGGAGCGGAGCAUCGGGGUUUGGAGCGGGAACCGGCGUGUCAUGGCUGGAGACGACGUGAGCUCCUCGGCUGCCGCUCAGCUGCAGACGGCCCGGGCUGUGGAGGAGCUGGCCCGGGCCAUCAUGGACCUGAAGGACCGCAUCGAGAAGCUGGAGGCGGAGAUCGGCCCAGCUGCUUUAAACCUCACCGACUCGUUCCCAGGCGGCAGUAGCAGUCCGGGUGUUAACUCCCCCAAACCCCCCGCCCUUCCCACCAGCAGUGCUUCAUCCCCUCCUCUUCCUCGCCGUCCCGCCUCCCCCGGCCCCCGGACCCCAGCGAAGGGCUCCCCCGGGCGGGGAAAGGGCCCCUGGAGGGUGGAGGACCUGGAGGGGGAGCUGGAGAGGCAGAUCAAGCUGCUGGAGAAGGAGCGUCAGACCAUGAGGACGGAGACGGAGGGGCAGCAGGAGAAGAUCAACCAGGGCAUCGACUCGGCCAAACACCGGGUCCAGGAGCUGGAGACAACACUGACGGAGCCGUCGUUCCCGGAUGGAUUCGUCCUCUCCUACCCGAUGAGGACCAACUACAUGUACGGCCUGGUGAGGAAGGAGAUCUCGGAGAUGUACGCCUUCACGGCCUGCGUCUGGCUGAAGGUCAAAGAGGGAGGCAUCGGGACCCCGUUCUCCUACUCGGUGCCGGGUCAGCCCAAUGAGCUGGUGCUGCUGCAGGGAGUCCACAACCCGGUGGAGCUGCUCAUCAACGACAAGGUGGCGCAGCUGCCUCUGACGCUGACGCAGGACGCAUGGCAGCACAUCUGUGUGAGCUGGACGCUGAGGGACGGCGUCUGGAAGGCCUAUCAGGGGGGCAAAAUGAAGGGCCGGGGGGAGGGGCUCGCUGCCUGGCAUCCAAUCAAACCUGGAGGAGUCCUGAUCUUGGGCCAGGAGCAGGACACGUUGGGGGGGCACUUUGACGCCUCCCAGGCUCUGGUGGGGGAGCUGUCCCAGUUCAACCUGUGGGACCGGGUCCUGAAGCCGGCCGAGGUCGCCGCCCUGUCCGAGUGCAGCUCUUCGGCGCUGGGGAAUAUCGCCCCCUGGACCGACCUGGACGUGGACGUUUACGGCGGUGCCACCAAGGAGUCCCUGGACCCCUGCCACGCCCAGAGAUCCAGCCCCAAACAGUGAGGGGGGGGGGGGGGGCUUCCUGCUGGACUGAGCGAGGGACCCGUCGUAUCUGUUUUGUUUUUAGUGUCGUGUCCACGCUCACCUUAGUGGAGAUGCAUGAGAGGAAGCACUUCUGGCAUGAACUGGACUCCUGUGGAAGCGUCGAGUCUCGGCUGAAAGUAGAUCAAAUAACCUCGACGGUUAUUCAGGCGGACGGCUCUCCUGGGUUUGGAUCAACUCUUAAUUUAUUAAAUAUAUCAAUGUAUGAUAUCUUAUGAAAAGUUAUCCGUUGUUGUUCUCCGCUCAUCACGUGCAUAAAGUCUUUUCAAAAUGAACUUCCGUCUUUACUGGAAACCAUUGAGUUGUUUUCGGUCAAGAGAACGUUGAUUGAAAUAUCUAUGAAAGCAGUGUCUGAUAAUCCAGAGUUUACUGAAGGCUAGAAAAACCCAACGCCUUUUGGACAAAUUGGUCACAAAUAAAUUACAUGCCAAAAAAUCCACGAUAAUAAAAAACGUUUCGUGACGCAUAAACUCCCGUUGGGGAAGAAUUUCUGCCAGAGUGGCUUUUAAAAAAACUCCCAAAGAAUACUCACCAAUAAUCCAGAAACGUUUUGACUGGCAAAAAAACUACGAAGGUGAUGUCACUUAAAUACAGAAGUCACGUGACCACCAGUCGUAGUUGGGGUUAAAAAUAGCCAGGAAAGACGCUUAAAAACUACGGAAAUGGCGUUCAUAAAGUACGGAAGUUACGAGACCACUAAGUCGUUAGUGACGUGAGGGUUGAGAAACGAAGGCUUUGACUAAUGGAAUAAGCACUUCAGAAAUGUGGCAAAAAGUUUAGUUUUUUGAGUCUAUCCAAAAUGACUAAAUCUACGUGACGAGUAAGUCUUCACGUCACGAUUACACAGACAUCUCUUCUGUAUAGUAUCUUUCCUCGGUGUGUGCCAGCAGCCCUGCUAAGUGAACGGCAUUUGAUGUGAUGGUUGUAAAGAGUUUCAGUCGCUCUGAUCCCGCUGAGUGGCGUCUGUGUACCGUUCAGUUUUUCUGCGUCCAUGGUCUGGUUAAACCGCGGUCUUAUUAAUGUGUGACGUGUCAUGUUGUUCUGCUCUGUGCCAGUCUGCUUUUAUCAAGCUCAACUUGAGACAGAAGCUCUGAAUAAAACACUCUGUGCUUCAUCUCUGGAGUUCAUUACAAGUGGAAGAAAGACACGGUGGAAUUAAUGUUAACCACAGUGAACGAGCGUCCAGGUCAACACUGUGUCUCUAAAGUAAGACUCAUUACCUCAAGACUCUGCCCACAGCUGAUCCGUCUGCAGUGUCAAGUGCCUGGGCUCGGAAAUAACUAUACUGUUUCAUUUAUGUGUUCUUCUUCUUCUUCUUCUUCUUCUUCUUCUUCUUCUUCUUCUUCUUCUUCUUCUUCUUCUUCUUCUUCUUCCUCUUCUUCUUCUUCUUCUUCUUCUUCUUCUUUUUCUGUCUGCUUCUGGAUGUUGCGCUUGUCUUUAUUUGGAUCUUCUAUGAUAUUGUGAA
Molecule: messenger RNA, 3338 nt
Organism: Eleginops maclovinus (Patagonian blennie)
Lineage: Eukaryota; Metazoa; Chordata; Actinopteri; Perciformes; Eleginopidae
Gene: nptxrb
Product: neuronal pentraxin receptor b
Exons: 6
Coding region: 146-1834 (562 amino acids)
Source: RefSeq, a predicted model, not a curated record